Molecule: messenger RNA, 1397 nt
Organism: Phyllotreta striolata
Lineage: Eukaryota; Metazoa; Arthropoda; Insecta; Coleoptera; Chrysomelidae
Source: the annotation of a GenBank genome assembly
AAACAAUUUACACGUCAAAUAUACAAAAUUGUGGCAGUCGGCAAAAUUUUCGUGUAUAACUACAAUAUUCAACUAAAACAACAAUGGCUUUCAAUUUCAAAAAACUCCCUAUAGACAAAGUAGAACUAAAAAAUAAAAGAGUGGUAAUAAGAGUGGACUUCAACGUUCCUAUGAAAGAUGGAAAAAUCACCAACACCCAAAGAAUAACAGCGGCUUUAGACACUGUUAGGUAUGCAAUUGAAAAAGAAGCAAAGUCGAUAGUACUGAUGUCACAUUUGGGCCGCCCGGACGGCCAGCCGAAUCAGAAAUAUUCCUUGAAACCAGUUCACGAGGAACUGGAGAAGCUGUUGGGCAAGAAAAUAAUGUUCCUUCCGGACUGCGCCGGGCCAGAGGUCGAAAAAGUGUGCAAAAAUCCCGCUCCGGGCACCAUCAUUUUGCUGGAGAACCUCCGCUUUCGCCUAGAGGAGGAAGGUAAAGGAAAAGACGCCCACGGAAACAAAGCCAAAGCCGAUCCUGACGACGUGAAGGAGUUCAGAAUGAGUUUAUGCAGAUUGGGCGAUGUAUACAUCAACGAUGCCUUCGGUACCGCCCACAGAGCCCAUUCCUCUAUGAUGGGCGAAGGUUUCUGCCAACGAGCCUGCGGAUUCCUAAUGAAAAAAGAACUGGAAUACUUCGCCAAGGCUCUAACGAACCCCCCGAGGCCGUUUCUGGCCAUUCUAGGCGGCGCCAAGGUGGCCGAUAAAAUCCUCCUAAUCGAGAAUCUAAUAGACAAAGUCAACGAAAUGAUAAUCGGCGGCGGAAUGGCGUACACCUUCCUCAAAGAAAGCGACGGCAUGGAAAUCGGCAACUCGCUCUACGACAAAGAAGGCGCCAAAAUCGUGCUGAACCUCCUCGAAAAGGCCAAAUCGAAAAACGUCAAAAUCCAUCUACCGGUCGAUUUCAUCAUCGGCGAUUCCUUCAGCGAGAAGGCGAGCUCGAGCUGCGCCACCAUCAAGCAGGGCAUACCCAGCGGGUGGAUGGGGCUCGACAUCGGCGCGGAGUCGGUGUGCAGGUUCAAGGCGCCCCUCAGGCGGGCCAAGAUCAUCGUGUGGAACGGCCCGGCGGGCGUCUUCGAAUGGGACAAGUUCGCUUCGGGCACCAAGGCGAUCAUGAACGAGGUGGUGGAGGCCACCAGGAACGGUUGCAUCACGAUCAUCGGCGGCGGCGACACCGCCACUUGCGCCGCCAAAUGGCAGACUGAGAGCUUGGUGUCGCACGUUUCGACUGGAGGCGGUGCCAGUCUGGAAUUGUUGGAAGGGAAAGUUCUGCCCGGCGUGGCUGCUUUGACUGAUGAUAAAUGAUUUUGUUUCUCGGUACAUGAGUUUUUUUUUGAAUAAGUAAUAUAAUAUUUUGCGUAG